Arabis nemorensis is the source of this 210-nucleotide messenger RNA. NCBI's taxonomy places the organism in Eukaryota, Viridiplantae, Streptophyta, Magnoliopsida, Brassicales, Brassicaceae. The record is from the annotation of a GenBank genome assembly.
AUGGCUACUACGAGGGGAGGAUUGACGAGGAGGAAAGGAAAAGGAAAAGAAAAAGGGGAAGAGAGUUCAAGAGGGAUUAUGCCCACUGAUGAAGGGAGUUCAAGAGGGAUUACGCCCACUGCUGCGCAAAGAUAUGCUAUGAGCGAGUCAGAUAAUGAGGUAUGUGGAGAUGAAAAAGUGAUUGUUAGGAUAACUGUUAGUCAUUGCUAA